AUGAAGCAGCAAAAUGUCAGGGAAGUCAGUAAGUACUGGAUCUGUUAUGCGACCUUAGCUAUUCCGCUCAGCUCUGCCAGCACCGAGAUUGGAAUACAGAUUGCAGAAGGGAGUGUCGAUGACAUGAAGCCCAGCUUUAAAUCUUCCCAAGGGACACCCAGGAGACUCAGCAAUGGCACUGAGGCCAAAGGCACAGCCCUCAUGGCACCUGUCAAACCGCAGUCUCAUCCGCACAGCAGAAGUGUGAUGGCGGCAGGCCAGACAUUCGCUGUUUCUCUUGCCACCUUCUCCUGCUCUGAAAGCUCCAUCGGCUCCUCUUCUGUGGCCCUGAAGUCUCUGUGUCACUGCCAGGAUGCAGUUUGUAUAGAAGCAAGAGGGCGGAAGAGACGGAAUUUCAACAAGCAAGCUACAGAAAUUCUGAAUGAAUAUUUCUAUUCCCAUCUCAGCAACCCUUACCCCAGUGAGGAAGCCAAAGAGGAGCUAGCCAAGAAGUGUGGCAUCACAGUCUCCCAGGUAUCAAACUGGUUUGGAAAUAAGCGAAUCCGGUACAAGAAGAACAUAGGUAAAUUUCAAGAGGAAGCCAAUAUUUAUGCUGCCAAAACGGCUGUCACUGCCACCAAUGUGUCAGCUCAUGGAAGCCAAGCUAACUCGCCCUCCACUCCCAACUCAGCGGGUGAUGAAUUCUCUGCAUCACGGCAUGCUGCUAAGGCUAAUGGAGGUUGGCAGGAUGCUACUACCCCUUCAUCAGUGACCUCCCCUACAGAAGGCCCUGGCAGUGUUCACUCUGAUACCUCCAACUGAUCUCCCAGCAAUCGCAUCCCGGCUGACCCUGUGCCGCAGUUGGGGCAGGGGCAGGAGGGAGGGUUUCUCUCCCAACGCUGAAGCGGUCAGACUGGAGGUCGAAGCAAUCAGCAAACACAAUAAGAGUCUCCUUCUCUUCUCUUCUUUGGGAUGCUAUGUCAGCCAAUCUGGACACUUCUUUAUACUCUCUUCCCUUUUUUUCUGGGUAGAAGCCACCCUCCCCUGCCCCCUGCUGUCAGACUGAUUUCUGUCAUCUUCCCUGGCCCCUGUUCUCUGUUCUAGAUGCCCCAAGUUCCUGCCCUCUAUUAUAUCACUGAAGGAUAUUUUCCACAAUUAGAGGAAUUUAAAAAGGAAAAGCAAAUUACAAAGAAAACAAUAAACGUAUUUGUAUGUUUUCAUGCUGGUGGUUUGAGGAGCCAAAUUUACCUCACUCGGAGCCCUCAUCCCUAUGCUGACAGGCAAUCCUUCUGUCUCUCUUGUUACUCUCACUACCUCUUAGCAGGAAUACACCACACUGCCCUACUCAUUCCAGGCCACUCUUUCCAUUUCCCCCUUCUUUCUGGGAACAACCCUGAUUUCUUCCUCUUCUUUCUGGCCCCCGGUGUUUGUUGGGGACUGCCAUAACUGGGCUUCUCAAGGUGCCACAUGUCCCUGAGUAAUUCUAUCAGGUUGAGUCCGAAGCAGGAAGCCAGGCGGGGGAGGCCGCAAGAAACAGCAAAGGCAGAAUUCCUACCAGCUCUCUCAUCCAAUUAGAGACAGCUCUUGGUCUCAGAGACAGUCUGUGGAGACCAUUCAGCCAUUCAGUGUUCGGAACCUCAUGCAAGCCAGGUCUGAGAGAGCCAUCCUGAUGAGUGUGUCUGUAAAGAGUGAAGGCAUAUCAUCCUGAAAGGUUUCACUGUCCCUUCAUAGACGUGCACGCACAUUCAUAACGCACAGGUGGGCACACACUCACAACCUUACAGCCUCACUCGGAAGGAUGAUACUAGCCCUUCAUCACUCUUCCCAACAGAAGACCCUGGCAGCGUUCACUCUGACACCUCCCUCCCAAAUGAUCUCCCAGCAACAGCAUCCUGUGCAGAUGCACACAAUAGCAAUCAUCCCGCUCUACCUGGUGAGCCUGAGAGAGAAGCAAUGUGUGCCUGGGGCUUCUAGGACCCACCAACCCGUACUGGCCACAGUAGAAUGCAGGGUGUGCAGGUCAGAUUUCAAGUGUAAGCUGUCUUCAUCCCUCCCACCUCUGGAGCGCUCAGGGAGCCAUACGCAGGAAUUCCAAUGUGUAUGGAUCCUGGCUUCUUUCUCUGGAGAAGAGAGUGGGAUAGGUGUGUGGAUAAUUUUUACUAGUUAAUUCAAAGAAUCAUAGAAGACAUAAGAAUCAUACAUAGGGUGAUAGUUUUUGUUGGCUAUUGUUGAAAUGGUCACUGUGAUCAAUGCACCAUGGGGUUGACAGAAAAUAACAUUUGCUGGAAAGGUAGUCUAGCUUUGGAGUUGAGCUUAACUUCUCCAGUCUGCCAGACAUAAUGAGGGCAGUUCUGCCAGUGGAUUAAGUGGUAUGUGGUCAGAUGUCUUUGGGGCCUCCUGCACUUCAUCUGUAAAAUGGGAAUGGUGGUUGGCUCGCCAAGGGGCUUGUAAGAGCCCCAAGAAACUGGCUCUGUUUAUACAUGUAACCUCCAAGUCUGAUGGUCAGGGAAAGCAAUGUGCCUUUGAUGAACAUUCCAUGCUAGGUCAGAACAGUACAUGGUUUUCUUGUUCCAGUGUUUGCUUGUUAUCAGUACCUUGUUGUCAUCACCACAAUGACAGAGCGCUGUUCCAGGAGCUUCCUGCUCUGAUUUGGUUUUGGUCUGUUUGUCUUCUUGGGAUAGAGAAGAGAUUCUAAACUAGAGGAGUAGAACCUGGUUUUAUUAGUUUCUACUUGAAUCCAAUAUGUGGCCUUGCAAGUCCUUGUCCCAAUCACAGCUACUUCAGGGACUUCCAGGCAAAAAGUACAAGAGCUCGAGGGCUUAGAAAGCAGCCCACAGGGUCAUACACAUUCCACAUGGUGUUGCAGUAAUGCACAUGUUCUUCAUGUGUGUUAGGAGGAGUAGGACAUGCAAGCCGGGAAAUCUGAGAUGAGAAUUUGAAGAUGAUGCGGAAAGUAAUUGUCUGACAAAUGGACAUAUGUCUAGCUGACUAGAAAGACUAUCCAUUAACCUUGUGCCAUGCUCAGAACAGGGUGUCUAGAAGGGACAACAUCACAAGACUGUAGAGUGACGAGAGCCAGGGGUCUUUGUUUUUGUGGCCGGAAUGCAGCGAAACUACUCAGAGACAUGGUUGGAUCACAUCAUUUAACAUGGAGCAAAGCGUAAGAGUUACGGAAGGGUUCUCCUGGAAACAAGUAACUCCAGAUCUGGACUGAACGCAAGGGGAUGAGUGGAGCGUGUCAAAGUGGCGCUGCUCUCACACAGGCUGCUUCUCUCCAGGCAGACCCAGCACCUCACUUCACCUUUAGGUCCAACACUGAGCCUGUAGCCUGUCUCCGUGCCCACUGUCACCCUCCAACAGGGCAGCCACCAGAACUCUGUGGCCAAGCAAGGCUAGGAAAAGCUGGCAGCCUCGGGCUAGGAGUGGAAAGAGUAAGCCUCUAGAAACUCAACUCCCUAGGAAUUCCUGUCAGCUAAAUCCCUCAGAGCCCCUAAAAAAAGUGCCCCGGGAUUUCUUCAUGGUCUCCCGUACAAGGGGGAGUGCUCCAUUUUCCACAACAGCAGUUUUCUCUGAGAAAUGGUAGCAGACCUUGGGUUUGCCACUGUGUACACUUUUAAUCGCCCCCCUCCUCCUCCUCCUGUUCCUGCUGGAGAAUGGGCUCCUGGGUAUCAGGAGCCCAUUGAGCCCACUGGCACCUUCUUUCUACUUCUUUCCCUGU
This is a messenger RNA of Psammomys obesus (fat sand rat), 3697 nucleotides long. RefSeq names its product pre-B-cell leukemia transcription factor 1-like. NCBI's taxonomy places the organism in Eukaryota, Metazoa, Chordata, Mammalia, Rodentia, Muridae. The coding region runs from base 1 to 801 and encodes 266 amino acids. The transcript is spliced from 7 exons. The record is from RefSeq and is a predicted model, not a curated record. Gene Ontology annotation, molecular function: DNA-binding transcription factor activity, RNA polymerase II-specific; RNA polymerase II cis-regulatory region sequence-specific DNA binding. Gene Ontology annotation, biological process: embryonic organ development; brain development; eye development.